CGAGCUCUCGUGUUGUUGUUGUUGUGGUGAUGAUGGCGGCAGGCGCGGAGGCCCCGGACUCCUGGUAUCUGGCUCUGCUCGGUUUCGCCGAACAUUUCCGAACCUCCAGUCCUCCCAAAAUCCGCCUGUGUGUGCACUGCCUGCAGGCCGUCUUCCAGUUCAAGCCGCCGCAGAGAGUGGAGGCCCGCACGCACUUGCAGCUCGGCUCGGUGCUCUACCACCACACGAAGAACAGCGAGUUGGCCCGCACGCACCUCGAGAAAGCGUGGCUUAUCUCACAGCAGCCAGGUGUGCAGGUAGCACAGUUUGAGGAUGUUAAGUUUGAGGCGGCGAGUCUCCUGUCAGAGCUGUACUGCCAGCAGAACUUGGUUGAUUCGGCGAAACCACUGCUUCGGAAGGCCAUCCAGAUCUCACAGCAGACUCCCUACUGGCACUGCAGGCUUCUGUUCCAGCUGGCGCAACUCCACACGCUGGAGAAGGAUCUGGUGUCAGCCUGUGAUCUGCUCGGGGUCGGAGCCGAAUACGCCCGAGUCGUGGGAUCCGAGUACACCAGAGCUCUGUUCCUGCUGAGCAAAGGCAUGCUGCUGCUGAUGGAGCGUAAGCUGCAGGAGGUCCAUCCUCUCCUGACCCUGUGCGGUCAGAUCGUGGAGACCUGGCAGGGAAACCCCAUCCAGAAGGAGUCCCUGCGUGUCUUCUUCCUGGUGCUGCAGGUGACCCAUUACCUGGACGCCGGGCAGGUGAAGAGCGUCAAGCCGUGUCUGAAGCAGCUGCAGCAGUGUAUUCAGACCAUCUCCACACUCCACGACGAUGAAAUACUGCCCAGUAACUCGGCCGAUCUCUUCCACUGGCUGCCCAAAGAGCACAUGUGUGUCCUCGUCUAUCUGGUGACGGUCAUGCACUCGAUGCAGGCUGGAUAUCUGGAGAAAGCUCAGAAGUACACUGAUAAAGCCCUGAUGCAGCUGGAGAAGCUGAAGAUGCUGGACUGCAGUCCUAUCCUGUCCUCGUUUCAAGUCAUUCUGCUGGAGCACAUCAUCAUGUGUCGUCUGGUGACGGGACACAAGGCCACGGCGCUGCAGGAGAUCUCUCAGGUGUGUCAGCUCUGUCAGCAGUCUCCACGGCUCUUCUCCAAUCACGCGGCGCAGCUUCACACACUGCUGGGUUUGUACUGUAUCUCUGUUAACUGUAUGGAUAACGCUGAGGCCCAGUUCACUACAGCACUGAGGCUCACCUCUCAUCAGGAGCUGUGGACGUUCAUCGUUACUAACCUGGCGAGUGUGUACAUCAGAGAGGGAAACAGACAUCAGGAGCUCUACAAUUUAUUAGAGCGAAUAAACCCAGACCACAACUUCCCUGUCAGUUCUCACUGUCUGCGCGCCGCUGCUUUCUACAUCCGGGGCCUUCUGUCCUUCUUCCAGGGACGAUACAAUGAAGCCAAGCGUUUCCUGCGUGAGACGCUGAAGAUGUCGAAUGCAGAGGAUCUGAAUCGUCUGACAGCCUGCUCUCUGGUGCUGCUGGGACACAUAUUCUACGUGCUGGGGAACCACAGAGAGAGCAACAACAUGGUGGUUCCUGCGAUGCAGCUGGCCAGUAAGAUCCCAGACAUGUCUGUCCAGCUCUGGUCAUCAGCUCUGCUCAAGGAUCUGAACAAGGCCUGCGGGAACUCUAUGGACGCUCAUGAAGCUGCGCAGAUGCACCAGAACUUCUCCCAGCAGCUCCUGCAGGACCACAUCGCCGCCUGCAGCCUCCCAGAACACAACCUCAUCAGUUGGACUGAAGGUCCUCCUCCUGUGCAGAUUCAAGCUCAGAACGGACCCACCACCAGCCUGGCCAGCCUGCUUUAAACACACACACACACACACACACACACACACACACACACACUCAUAACACACACACUCUCUCUCUCACGGGACGAGCGAGACUCCGCUGCCUUUCAUCUGCAGACUUCUCUCUUGUAUCGUUCAGAUUUUAACUUAUUGAGUUGUUCACGGUUUACGUCUUCGUUUGCGUUUGAUUGGCUGUGUUCAGAGCGAGGACAGACCGGGGGUCAGAGGUCAAAGGUCACAGCGCGCUGGCGUUCUGCUCUGUUUUAACGCUGUCGUCACACAUCGCUCCUCACAGGACAGCUCAUCAGAUCCACAAACUCGUCGGUUCACAUUCGCCUCGAAACAGAACGUUCAGCAGAAAGAAGCCUGAGUUUUUUGCGUGCUUCGACACGUUUAACCCCUAAAUUCUCAUCGCUGCGAUCUUCAUUUUGUCGACGUUUGAUUUAUUUCUGCGUUCUGUGCUCUUUUAAUACAUCUUUACAGUAUUUAUGUGCUUGCGUGUGCUUCUCGCACAGAUGCGUUCAUGAGAAGACUUUACAGGAAGUAUGAUUUUCAUUCGUUUGCGCUGAAGGUGGGUGUGUGUCAGGCAGCAGGAAGUGGAGGUCAUGUGACCAGAGGAGCUCUUCACCAGUCUCCAGUUUUCUAUGCGCUGAUAUUUUUACACACGACUCAUUUUGUUUUGUACCUGCACGUCUCAUGUUUUACCUUCUGUACAAACGCUGUGAGGACACUCUUUUCUUUUAAAGGUAUUUACCUCUUUUCCUCUGUAGUUUUAACAAAUACAUUUAUUAAAUUUUGUAAAGUUUGAAUAUUUAUAUACCACAUUUAACAAUAUUAUAAUCUUUGUCAUUAUUUUGAUUUGGAAUAGCCUGUUUGUAUAAAUGUUAUGAGAACUGUUUCUGUAGUGUCAGACGCUCCGAGCAGCGGGUAGUAAAGGCUCAUUCUGCUCUUUCUAAUAACUGUUUUUAAACUCUCAUAUUAUUUCUUUGUGUCUGCUUCAGAAUCAUCAGGAUUUUUUAAAUAAAAUUGGAGAACUGUA
This is a messenger RNA of Puntigrus tetrazona (Sumatra barb), 2865 nucleotides long. It is a transcript of the gene mau2, whose product is annotated as MAU2 sister chromatid cohesion factor. The transcript is spliced from 19 exons. Gene Ontology annotation, cellular component: SMC loading complex; chromatin. Gene Ontology annotation, molecular function: protein binding; double-stranded DNA binding. Gene Ontology annotation, biological process: mitotic sister chromatid cohesion; maintenance of mitotic sister chromatid cohesion. Lineage: Eukaryota; Metazoa; Chordata; Actinopteri; Cypriniformes; Cyprinidae. Bases 30 to 1841 code for a protein of 603 amino acids. The record is from RefSeq and is a predicted model, not a curated record.